CAACCUUAACCACACUGUAUCGCUGCACCUUCACCUGUUGCCUAUCCUAGCACCAAUAUGUGACAAUCUCUACAUCCGCCAUGCUUAUUCCCGAGCUCGACAUCUUGAAGCCGAUUGACCCCUCCAUCUCCAGCUCCGACGACUACGAAAUCUUCUCCCUCAGCAACGCCCAGGUCUUCUACACACGCAAUGGGAAGCCCGCGAGCCUUCUCACUGCGUAUGCGGACACCCCGCUAAGAGUCGUGGGGAAAUUGGAAGCCCCGGACCGACAUCAACAAAAAUAUCUCGUAAAGAAACCCUUCAAAUCCGUCGAUAUUGAGAUUAGGGAUGUCACACGGUUUUCAUACGGCCAAACUAACGAUGGUGAGAUUAUGCUCUGGGCGCUGGGGAAGGCUGGAUGGUUUGAGAUCAUGCCGGCGAAGGCGUAUAAGAACAUUUUCCAGGAUAUGGUUGAGGCGGUGGGGGUUCUUUAUUUCAUGACAGAUAUCUAUAAUGAGCCGAGGAAGAGGGGUGGUGGACCUAAUGCCCCGCUGUUAUACCAGGAGUAUGCGGAAGAUACAAGGUUCUCAUGCAAUGACCCAGGACAUGCGGAGGAGAUAUUUCAUAGGCAUCGGCAGUUCCUCAUUAUGUGUUUUAUCAAUCGGGCACAAGGCUUGAGCUGGACGAAUACGCCCAUAUAUCGGCAUUAUAAGACGCAGUUCCCUACAGAUUUCGAGAAGGCAAAAGCGCGAAUCGACGGACGGCACCAACAGAAGGAAGAGAAGCCCUCCCGAAUAAUUCCCACUGCUCAGAAAUCAAAAGCCCCUCGAGGACCAAAGAAAUCCAAACAGAAACUCACGGACAAGCCACAGAAGAACCAGAAUUGGUGGGAGGCCGCUGCAAUAUUUGAGUUCAUGCAGAAAGCGGUCAAUCACGGCGCAAUGCGAAUCGGACACGUGACCAUCGACAAAGUGGCAAAACUCAUGGUUCGACGGUACGAAAUCGACGAUUUGGAGGUCGCUGCAAACGUAGUAAAAGUCCACGCCACGAAUUUACGAUAUAUGAUGGACUAUCCAAGGAGAAAGAACAUCCAGUACUUUUUAGAUGAGCCCAUCUACCAUGAACUAUCCUCAGGCCACAAUCUCCUAGCUGCCGAAGUGAGGAGAUCCGAAUCUAUCGAAUUGCGAUUGCGAAAGGGUCACGCGACGAUGAAAGACGACAACAGUGACGACUCGGAUUCAAGCCCCUCGACUGCAACACCCCAACGCCGACCCCCUCGUAAAGGUAAAUUUUCCGGCCUAAGGCCCAAGAGCAGCAAGUUCUCCGGCAAAGGUAAGAAGCCAAAACCCAAUGUAUCAUCCGAUUCCGGGAGUGGAGGCGAGGAAGAAGAACGCCCAGGCAUGACAGUUGACCCCCCGAUACGCCUCCAAUCUCUCUUUCCAGCAAAACGGAAACUUGUCUUCGAUGACAGCGAUGACGAGAAUGCCACGCAACCUCACAAACGCGCCGCAAGCCUGUCCAUCGAAUCCGAAGCCCAAGAUCCUUACUCUCCUCCCUCAUCCGACGAUAACGACACUGAGGUUCCCACCGAACCCCUUCCCUUGCGCUGGCGGUCAGGUAACAUCUCCGCUAAAGCGUCAUCCCCGGCUUUACUACCUCCCAUUGUGUCGACGCCGCUUCCUUCGUAUGCGGCGAACGCGCCAGGCGAUUCCUGGGUCUGUACGUUUGAUGGAUGUUCGCAGAAGGUAUAUGGGGCGAGUGAGGUGGUUGGGAGGAAGUUGAUUGAAGAGCAUUUGCAGAAUCAUGUUGCAAAGAGACAGAACCAAAUCGAGCUGGUGAUGAGUGAGGAGCAAAGGUUGAGGCUGCCGGUUAAUAAUUUAAUCAAACGGAUAAGAGAAAUUGCCGAACACCAACAACCGCUUUUCCCAUCCAUGGGAGCGCCUGCUUCAGCGACUAGGCUGACGCCUAUUGAACGGAGUGUGUGAAGAAUGGGAUUGGGGCUUGGGACUUGGGUAUGUGCGUCUGAUUUCACGCCAAUUUUUUUUUCAUAUCCAUCGUUUUGUUUCUUAUGAUUGUCUCUAUAGUCUACUUUUUGGUCUUCCGUCCUGAGCUUUGGCGUUACAGAAUCGGCGUUGACCAACUUUUCCCAGGAAGCCUUAGAUCAGGCUUCUAGGGCUCUGGAGAUAUGAUGGAUGGCUGGGUGCGUUAUGAGGUAUGACUAUGAAUGCUAAAUUUGCUGUUCAAGCUCG
Molecule: messenger RNA, 2228 nt
Organism: Lindgomyces ingoldianus
Lineage: Eukaryota; Fungi; Ascomycota; Dothideomycetes; Pleosporales; Lindgomycetaceae
Exons: 5
Coding region: 81-1964 (627 amino acids)
Source: RefSeq, a predicted model, not a curated record